AUGGAGGAUCGCAAGGAGAGGAAUGCACCAUGGCUAUCAGUGCCACAGUUUGGGGACUGGGAUCAGAAGGGUCCAUUGCCAGACUACUCCAUGGAUUUCUCGAAGAUCAGGGAAAUGAGGAAACAGAACAAAACCAGGGCCAGCCUGGGAAAUGAGGAAGAACUCAUCAACCCGACAGCAAACCUGCCAAAAGUUAGCCACAACAACGACAAUCAACCACAGCAAUACCAUCACACCAACCACCAACAACACUCCCCCACUGCAAGGAGGAGCUUCUUCAGUUACUUCAACUGCUGUGUGAAAGCUUGA
Molecule: messenger RNA, 309 nt
Organism: Linum trigynum
Lineage: Eukaryota; Viridiplantae; Streptophyta; Magnoliopsida; Malpighiales; Linaceae
Source: the annotation of a GenBank genome assembly